AUGGACGAGCGGCGUUCACCCGGUAAGGACGACGACUUCCGCCUGGGCAAGUUCGCGCUUCUUGACCAGACCAGGUACGACCUGUCCCCUGAGGUGACAAUCCUAGGUUGCACAUUGUACUCUCAAGUCCUCCCCUCCCAGGAGGACCGAGUGAGUUUUGGCCUCAACGACUUCUACCACAUUGACGACUGGACCAUCGAAGCCUGCUGCGCCGCGCACAAGGCAGACUUGGAGUGGCUCAACGCCCAAGUGACCGAGAUGUCUAGCCGCGAACCUGGUCGCAAAAUCGUGAUCUUCACCCACCACAGUCCCAGCACGGCCGACGGCACCUUCGACCCUGCGCACACGGGCAGCCCCGUCUCUUCUGGCUUCUCGACCGACCUGUCCAAGGAAGAGUGCUGGGUGAACCCGAGUGUCAAGUUCUGGGCGUUUGGACACACGCACUACAACUGCGACUUCGAGGACGCUGCGACUAAGAAGAGACUGGUGAGCAACCAACGCGGCUACUACUUCUCCCAGGCGAAUGUCUUCGAUCCGGACAGGGUCUACGAGUUGAAAUAG
This is a messenger RNA of Cladophialophora psammophila CBS 110553, 561 nucleotides long. RefSeq lists its product as uncharacterized. NCBI's taxonomy places the organism in Eukaryota, Fungi, Ascomycota, Eurotiomycetes, Chaetothyriales, Herpotrichiellaceae. The record is from RefSeq and is a predicted model, not a curated record. The coding region runs from base 1 to 561 and encodes 186 amino acids. The transcript has a single exon.